This is a messenger RNA of Aedes albopictus (Asian tiger mosquito), 5236 nucleotides long. Its product is annotated as mucin-2. The transcript has a single exon. Bases 80 to 2809 code for a protein of 909 amino acids. The record is from RefSeq and is a predicted model, not a curated record. Lineage: Eukaryota; Metazoa; Arthropoda; Insecta; Diptera; Culicidae. Gene Ontology annotation, molecular function: chitin binding. Gene Ontology annotation, cellular component: extracellular region.
GACUCCAGUUAACAUUGAAGAAUAGACCUGAAAGGCAAAAUAUUCCUUUAGAUUUUUUAAGUUGCGAAUUUGAGUACUCAUGAUGAAGAAACAUUUAAUAUUUUUGGGUUAUUUGGUGUUCACAAGCUGUCUAGUGCGGGCUCAGUUGGAGCAGCUACAAUGUGAGAAGGAGGGCUUUGCAGUAGUGCAGUCUACGAAUUGCAGCUCGUACUACUACUGUGUAAGAAGUGCUAACAAUGAAUUUUAUCCAAUCGAAUUUAAAUGCCCCUCGGGUGAAGAAUUUUCACUAGUACUGCUUAAGUGCAUACCAGAAGAAGAAAACGAGUGUGGGAAGUUACCCGGAACAUUGGUUGAGGAUCCCAUACUUACCGAGGAAUUCGUGUGUCCAUCACAAGGACGUUUUCCAGACGUUGAGUCACUUGACUGUAAAUCUUACUUUACCUGCGCUGCGGAUCUGAUCCCUGCGCGGAAUACGUGCCCAUCAGUGACCAUAUUUUCGUGGACUGCUAUGAAGUGUGUGAUGCCAGAUACGUUUACUUGUCCGAAUAGUGUCGUAACUACAACUGAAGAGCCUACGACUACAAAAGCUCCGGAUGGAUUCGUUUGCACUGGUGAAGGUCGUUUCGCCGACCCACAAACGGUAGACUGUAAAACUUAUUAUCUCUGUACGAAGACACCUAGUGGCACUGUUGAAGCAUCGCUCAAUCAAUGCCCUUCAACCACUAUUUUUUCGUCGAUUUCGAGUAAAUGUGUUACACAAGAAAACUAUGUCUGUCCUUCAACCGUAUCACCAACAAGUACCGUGGAACCAACUUCGACUGAUCCUGCAACAGAACCAACAACUGAAGUGUCUACGGAAAAAUCAACCGAUAGUGAAUCAACUGAUACUGUUGAGCCGCCUACUUCAGAAUUGGUAACAGAUGAUUUAGAGGUUUCUCCUUCGUCAACGGAACCGCCUACGUCUUCCGAACUUCCAACUGAACCCACUGCAACUGAAUCAUCUACCCAAGACCCAACCAAUGAAACUGAGACUACUACCGCUUUGGUAACAGACGAUGUUGAGCAGUCAACUUCGACCACAGUAUCAACUAGUACCGAGGAGCCUACGACUGAACCUGCAACUGAAUCUACGGCUGCACCACCAACUGAAGGAUCUACGCAAGAGCCGACUGCCAGUGAAACAACAGAGACCAUUGAGCUAACCACUGCAGACACAACCAUGGAAACUACUAUUGCAGAAACAACCGAGGAAGUAACUCACUCAGUCUCCGUUACGCACACAGAAGAACAAUCAACAAUACAAGUUAGUACUAGUGAGGCAGCGACCGAAGUUGUAACCACUCCGGAACCCACUGUUGAGGAAACAACUGUUUCUGUUACAACUCCCACAGAGGAGUCUACCACUACUGAAACGUCCACUAAGGUACCUAGUGAACCAUUCACAUGUGAUGGUAAAGGACGUUAUCCAGAUCCGGCGUCUAGCGACUGUAAAAGUUAUUAUCUCUGUUCAGAGAAUGAAGAAGGAAUAAUUGAGGCAACGCUCAACCAGUGCCCAACGGUAACCGUGUUCGAUUCCGUAAAACUCAAGUGCGUACUUCCAACAGACUAUCAGUGUUCGCAAGGAGUAAGUACUACUACAGAAGUUACGGAGGAACCCAUUACAAACGAAGUUACAACCGAAGUUACUGUUGCGGAAACACCUAGUACCGUUACAGAAGAACAAUCAACAAUACAAGCUAGUACCAGUGAGGCAACGACCGAAGUUGUAACCACUCUGGAACCAACUGUUGAGGAAACAACUGUUUCAGCUACAACUCACGCAGUCGAGUCUACCACUGCUGAAACAACCACUAAAGAACCGAGUGAAUCGUUCACAUGUGCUGAGAAAGGACGGUAUCCGGAUCCAGCGUCUAAAGACUGUAAAAGUUAUUAUCUCUGUUCAGAGAAUGCAGACGGAACCAUUGAGGGAACGCUAAACCAAUGCCCAACGGUAACCGUGUUCGAUUCCGUAAAACUCAAGUGCGUACUUCCAACAGAGUACCAGUGUUCACAAGAAGUAACUACCACUACUGCUGUUACGGAGGAGCCCAUUACAACCGAAGUUACCACGCCACAACCUCCAACCACUGAGGCUUUCGCUUGCCCAAGCUCUGGACGUUUUCCCGACCUCACAUCAACCGACUGUAAGCGAUACUAUCUCUGUUCAGGAAUCGCUGGCGGAGCCUUCGAAGCAGUAUUAACGCAGUGUCCAGGAACUACUCUUUUCUCUCUGGAGAGUAAUCGAUGCGUCUUAUCGACUCAAUAUCAAUGCCCAACCAAUAUGCCCAGUACGGAGCCGGUUGCUCCAUCAACGACGGAAACAACUGUUUCUACAACCGUGCCGUCCGGUGGUACGGAUAAAUUUAGCUGUAAAAGCGUUGGACGCCAACCGGAUCCAAGUCAACCCGAUUGCACGAAAUACAAAUACUGUCUGCUGACAGCAACGAACGAGUUCUUAGAGUACACUUUCUACUGCCCUGAAGGCACCUAUUUUGAUCCAACAAACUUUAGAUGUUCAAUCAGUUACAAUUGCCCACCUCCACAAACCACAAUUUCUACCAAAGCUGCCGCGGAGCCAACCGUGGCAACGCCAUUCGUUUGUACCACCAAUGGACGGUAUUCGAAUCCAUUAUCGACAGGUUGUGUAGCUUACAUAAUGUGCCUGGUUACGGCUACGGGGGAUGUUCUGCAGUACAAUUUUGAGUGUCCAAGCGGUUAUAGGUUCAACCCGACUGAAGCGAAAUGCGCUUCCGAUUAUGUCUGCGUAUAACCGCGAGACCGAUCGCGAAUGAAUUAUGAAUCAGUAUUAGGAGAGUUUCGAAUCAUGAGUCGAAUACGCACAGAAUGUGCAGAUCGAAUACGUUAUCUUUUAAUGUUCGUUGUUUGUGUUUGAGUAAAAUAAAAUAUAUUGUAUUGAACAAACUUUUUCUUAUAAAAGAAACCAAAAACCAAAAUCCAACUCCACUAAAAUACCGUGUACGUGCACACAAAAGGCGGAAACGGAGAGAAUGAACUUUUUUCGCGAUAAAAAUAGGGGCGUAUUUAGAAUAUGGGCAACGAGAGAAGUUUAACCCCUCCCAUUACUCGAGUGCCAAACACUAGGCGCUCCUCCGGUUUUGGUCGAGUUUUCGCCAUUUCUUUGCACGAGUUCAAUCCAGUAUCAGUUGAAAACAAAUGUCUGGAGCUCGCUAACCACCCACUUCCUGAUCUGACCGACUGCGACCGAUAAGUGGUCUGUUUUUGAUGGCGUUUAUAAAUAAUACUGAAUGUCCAAACAUGACUCUACUAGAUGAACUGCAGAGCACACCCGAAAAAAAAAAAAACGACGACAUCUUUACUCGAGUGUUGCAACAGUUAGUGAUGCACAAAACCUCCUUCACCUUAGUAUCAGCGUAAUAAAACAAUAAUUUAAUCUGUUCGUGAAUCGCGCACGUACGUCCACUCCCCAAUGUCGUGUAAGCACAGACAUUUCUGCAGAGUUCGCGGUUCAUCCCAACUGUGACAAAGCCUUGCUCUCAGCAUGAUUUGAUCACUACCACAGAUAUUACCUGAAAGUUUUCCUAGCCAAUGGCCAUUUUGCAUUCGUUCAUUCAUUUAUUUAGUAUGUAUUACAUUAUAAUUUUCCUUACUUUUUGAGCGAGGACUUUCAGAAAAUCGCCACCUUAAACAUUUUUGAAGACACGGUGGGCCGGUCUCAGCGAGAAUUACCCAAUAACAAAACUGAAUCAACAAUUCCUCGUCACAACAUCCAGAUUAUGGCUGCAGUACUCGAUCCUCGGCCGCGUCCCAUAUUUGCCAAAUCGUUCUGCAUCUGGUCCCCCUACCUUGCUCGCUGCCCUCCAGGUUUUCUUGGACCAUCUGGAUCUCUUACAAACUUCUCAUCGUAUUCUUCCAGCUUCCACCUUCCGGAAUCCGGAAUCCGGAUGCUAGGCUCUUUGUAGACCCGAGUAACCAAAAGUUCGGAUAAAAUAACAUGUUUGGGCUUAAUCAGCUAUUCAAAGGAAGCGAGACUGACUGAGGCUCGUUCCGGUUGCUUAAUAGACUCAGCGGCUGAACCAAUACCCCGGAUCAACUAGCUCAAUAGCAUGCGACCCCUCGAGGUGUGUCUUAGGGCCGGCAUGCUACUGGGUAAUUCGGAGCGGUACGCGGAUCAAGGUGUGCGGAAACUAUGGUAUUUCUUUGGCUAUGGAAGACUGUAUGUUGUUGGGUGGAAAAAAAGCAAAUUUAUUAAAACACACUUAAAUUAAAUCGCCGACCUCAGCAAACGGAUUGCCGAGAAUCCAACAGCUGAUAAUUCGGUAAUAAUUUUUACUGAAUCUCGGUAAAAGUUUUGCCGAGAUGUCGUUAAAACUUUGCCGAGGUCUCCAACCACUGAGGCUUUCGCUUGCCCAAGCUCUGGACGUUUUCCCGACCUCACAUCAACCGACUGUAAGCGAUACUAUCUCUGUUCAGGAAUCGCUGGCGGAGCCUUCGAAGCAGUAUUAACGCAGUGUCCAGGAACUACUCUUUUCUCUCUGGAGAGUAAUCGAUGCGUCUUAUCGACUCAAUAUCAAUGCCCAACCAAUAUGCCCAGUACGGAGCCGGUUGCUCCAUCAACGACGGAAACAACUGUUUCUACAACCGUGCCGUCCGGUGGUACGGAUAAAUUUAGCUGUAAAAGCGUUGGACGCCAACCGGAUCCAAGUCAACCCGAUUGCACGAAAUACAAAUACUGUCUGCUGACAGCAACGAACGAGUUCUUAGAGUACACUUUCUACUGCCCUGAAGGCACCUAUUUUGAUCCAACAAACUUUAGAUGUUCAAUCAGUUACAAUUGCCCACCUCCACAAACCACAAUUUCUACCAAAGCUGCCGCGGAGCCAACCGUGGCAACGCCAUUCGUUUGUACCACCAAUGGACGGUAUUCGAAUCCAUUAUCGACAGGUUGUGUAGCUUACAUAAUGUGCCUGGUUACGGCUACGGGGGAUGUUCUGCAGUACAAUUUUGAGUGUCCAAGCGGUUAUAGGUUCAACCCGACUGAAGCGAAAUGCGCUUCCGAUUAUGUCUGCGUAUAACCGCGAGACCGAUCGCGAAUGAAUUAUGAAUCAGUAUUAGGAGAGUUUCGAAUCAUGAGUCGAAUACGCACAGAAUGUGCAGAUCGAAUACGUUAUCUUUUAAUGUUCGUUGUUUGUGUUUGAGUAAAAUAAAAUAUAUUGUA